This is a messenger RNA of Pestalotiopsis fici W106-1, 417 nucleotides long. RefSeq lists its product as uncharacterized. The record is from RefSeq and is a predicted model, not a curated record. NCBI's taxonomy places the organism in Eukaryota, Fungi, Ascomycota, Sordariomycetes, Amphisphaeriales, Sporocadaceae. The transcript has a single exon. The coding region runs from base 1 to 417 and encodes 138 amino acids.
AUGGACCAAGUCGUCGAGAUGCUCACGCCGUCCAAUCCCUCCGGGCAGCAGUGGAACAUCCGAAAUUUUACCUCCUACAUCCAUACUAGCAUACAGGCACGCGACAUGAUAGGCCUCGUCACCGACAAGAGGCACAAAGCGACCGCGCCUGUAGAUGACGACACAAUCACCGUAUCCGUGGCCAUUGCCAUCAUGGGCGUGCUCAUCGUCCUCGGUCUGCUUAUCGGCGUCGUCUUCUACUGUGCCUACUGCUGCUCGUGCCCGUCCCGCCGCAGAAAGCCUGUUGAUCCAGAGCAGGGCCAAGAACUCGAUGAUCUUCCUCGUCGACAAAGCACAGCCGACACUCUUCUGCCUCGGCGCGCUAUGCCUAUGCAAUCCAUCCUCAAGAACCGCGCAAGACCCAACACGACGGUAUAG